This is a messenger RNA of Tupaia belangeri chinensis (Chinese tree shrew), 1491 nucleotides long. It is a transcript of the gene GAPDHS, whose product is annotated as glyceraldehyde-3-phosphate dehydrogenase, spermatogenic. Gene Ontology annotation, molecular function: NAD binding; glyceraldehyde-3-phosphate dehydrogenase (NAD+) (phosphorylating) activity; NADP binding. Gene Ontology annotation, biological process: glycolytic process; glucose metabolic process. Lineage: Eukaryota; Metazoa; Chordata; Mammalia; Scandentia; Tupaiidae. Bases 126 to 1340 code for a protein of 404 amino acids. The transcript is spliced from 11 exons. The record is from RefSeq and is a predicted model, not a curated record. Gene Ontology annotation, cellular component: cytosol.
CUGUGACGUCACGGGACACUGUGACGUCACGACAAGAAGCUCGCAACCCACUAGCCCCGGCGCCCGCGCAUCAGUAACAUCACGGCGGGUCCCGGGACAGCUAGGCCAUGAUACCUUAAGUAGCCAUGUCGAAACGCGAUGUCGUCCUCACCAAUGUUACUGUUGUCCAGCUGCUGCGACAGCCGUGCCCUGUGGCCAGACCCCCCCCACCCCCGCCUCCACCACCACCCAAGGUUGAGCCACAGCCUGAACCACAGCCAGUCAAAGAGGAAGUGAAAUUCGAGCCACCUCCACCUCCUCCUCCUCCUCCUCCACCUAAGAUUUCCCCAGUUCGGGAGCUGACUGUGGGCAUCAAUGGCUUUGGACGCAUCGGUCGCUUGGUGUUACGCGCCUGCAUGGAGAAGGGUGUUAAGGUGGUGGCAGUGAACGAUCCGUUCAUUGAUCCAGAAUACAUGGUGUACAUGUUUAAAUAUGACUCCACCCACGGCCGCUACAAGGGGAGCGUGGAAUACAAGAACGGACGGCUGGUCGUGGACAACCAUGAGAUCACUGUGUACCAGUGCAAGCAGCCCAAAGAAAUCCCCUGGAAAUCUGUCGGGAGCCCCUAUGUGGUAGAGUCCACAGGAGUGUACCUCUCCCUAGAGGCAGCUUCGGAACACAUCUCGGCAGGAGCCCAGCGUGUGGUCAUCUGUGCACCCUCACCAGAUGCACCCAUGUUCGUCAUGGGCGUGAAUGAAAAUGACUACAACCCUGGCUUCAUGAACAUUGUCAGCAAUGCAUCCUGUACCACCAACUGCCUGGCCCCCCUCGUCAAGGUCAUCCAUGAGCGGUUCGGGAUCGUGGAAGGGCUGAUGACCACAGUUCAUUCUUACACGGCCACCCAGAAGACAGUGGACGGGCCAUCAAAGAAGGCCUGGCGAGAUGGCCGAGGUGCCCAUCAGAACAUCAUCCCAGCCUCCACGGGGGCUGCCAGCGCUGUGGGCAAAGUCAUUCCGGAGCUCAAAGGGAAGCUGACAGGAAUGGCAUUCCGCGUGCCAACCCCGGAUGUGUCUGUUGUGGACCUGACCUGCCGCCUGGCCCAGCCUACCCCUUACUCGGCCAUCAAGGAGGCCGUAAAAGCAGCAGCCAAGGGGCCUCUGGCUGGCAUCCUUGCCUACACUGAGGAUCAGGUCGUCUCUACUGACUUUGUUGGCGAUACCCACUCGUCCAUUUUCGAUGCAAAGGCUGGCAUUGCACUCAACGACAACUUCGUAAAGGUCAUCUCAUGGUAUGACAACGAAUAUGGCUACAGUCACCGCGUGGUCGACCUCAUCCGCUAUAUGUUCAGCCGUGACAAGUAACGCAGGAAGCCCCGUCCCCUUUUUUCCCCGGGCUCCGGGUCUGGAACCUGAAUCUCCCCUUCCAGCAUUCGGCUCCGCUGGGGAAUGAGGGCGCCUGGUGUGAGAUCUCCGAGCCGCUAGGGCAACAGUGAAAUAAAAACUAGAGUGCUCA